CAGAAGAGUGCUCCGCGAUAUACAGAUCAAUAUAUUGAUUACUACCUGGACACAAGAAAACUCCGCUCGCAAAUAGUGACAAAGCUGACGAACCCGUGGUCCUUAAGCAUAACGCAGAAGAAAGAUAAAGCUCUCUGUGUUUCCACCAUGUCCCCUCGUGGAUGACAGGAAUCCACACGUCAGUGCCAACUGCAAGCUCUCGUCGCUCCCGCUUUAUCGCGCUUCAUCUUCAGGUACCUUCGAGAUGUUCUCAAAAGUUGUAGUCCUACUCGGACUGGCCAGCGCCGCUCUUGGGCAGGUCACGCUCGAACCCAGCACCAUUCGGUCAGGCCGGCCCGGGCUUCCUACAUCAACAGUGACGGUGACAAAGACAGAGACCGAGACCAGGACCGAGACGGCCACCGUGACCAAGACGGAGAGCUACACCAGCCACAUCACGUCAAUCAUCACCAGUGUCAGCACCAGCAUCACGACCACCGUCAGCCCCACGACCAAGACCAACACGGUCAACGUAACGGCAACCGUCACCAAGCCGUGCAGCACCGUCAGCUGCCCAUCCCUGACAAAAACCGCGACAGCAUGCGCAACCUGCCUCUUGCCGCAGUGCACUCGGACGUCUGUGGUCACCCAGCCAUGCGGAUGCACCGCGCUGCCCACUGCCACGGUCUCGUUCCCCUGCAGCGAAGUUGGGGUGUGCAACAAGAUUGGUUGCACGACUGUGUAUGAUGUGAAGACGGCCGCUUGCUAAGCAAUAGGAAGGACGGCGCCCUUAGCGGUGAUAGCAGGGCAAUGUGAGAAAUGGUUCAGGGGCACAGUGGUCAACAGAAGCUCAGUUGUGAAUAGAUAGCCAUUCAGUGUCGAGCCCUAACUACAUAAAAAUGUUGUGUUUCUGCAGGCAUACAGCCAAUGCUGAAUAGUAACUAUUGAUAGUUGUUGUUGAUAUGAAAUUCGGAUAACUAGUUAAAUAGCUGGCAAAGACAAGUUAGCUAAGGUGCCUAGACAAUUUGAAGCACAGGGUUGAGGAUUCAAUUGUCCCAUGUCUUCGAUCG
Messenger RNA from Parathielavia appendiculata, 1049 nucleotides. RefSeq lists its product as uncharacterized. Lineage: Eukaryota; Fungi; Ascomycota; Sordariomycetes; Sordariales; Chaetomiaceae. Bases 245 to 748 code for a protein of 167 amino acids. The transcript is spliced from 2 exons. The record is from RefSeq and is a predicted model, not a curated record.